AUGCUGUGCAAGCGGGUCCUAUCGCGCCCCAGGAUCACCGUAUCCUGGGCUUCGGUUGCUGCACAGACACGGUUGCAGAGCACCACUCCCAUCUCUGCCACACGAACCGUCCCCGCGCCCGCCGAGAGAUCUCCGUCUCACCCGCACCAUGCAUCUUCCUCCCCCCGAGUCACGGCGCUUGAGUCCGCGAAACCGUUCUCCGAAUUCCUGACCGACUCGUUCCAUCGCCAACAUGAUUACCUGCGGAUUAGCGUUACCGAGCGGUGCAAUUUACGGUGUCUGUACUGUAUGCCAGAGGAAGGGAUCGAGCUGUCGCCACCCGCGCGGCUACUCACAUCCCCGGAGAUCGUCUACCUGUCAUCGCUCUUUGUCUCGCAGGGUGUGACAAAGAUCCGCCUAACGGGCGGGGAGCCGACCGUGCGCAAAGAUAUCGUCCCCUUGAUGCAAGCUAUCGGCAAACUGCGACGGGAUGGCCUGCGCGAGCUCUGCCUGACGACGAACGGGAUCUCGCUCCACCGCAAGCUUGAUCUCAUGGUGGAAGCCGGACUCACCGGUGUGAAUCUGAGCCUGGACACCCUGGACCCCUUCCAAUUCCAGAUCAUGACCCGACGGAAGGGCUUUGAGGCGGUGAUGAAGAGCAUCGACCGGAUUCUGGAAAUGAACAAGGUCGGCGCGGGCAUCAAGUUGAAGAUCAAUUGCGUGGUGAUGCGGGGCAUGAAUGAUCGCGAGAUCGUCCCAUUCGUCGAGCUGGGCCGCGAGAAGCCCAUCGAGGUGCGGUUCAUCGAGUACAUGCCCUUUGACGGGAACAAAUGGAAUCAGGGCAAGAUGUUCUCGUACCAGGAGAUGUUGGCCGUGAUUCGGGAGAAAUACCCCACUUUGGAGAAGGUGCAGGAUCACAAGAAUGAUACUAGCAAGACCUACCAAGUCCCUGGAUUCCAGGGUCGUGUAGGGUUCAUCACGAGCAUGACGCACAAUUUUUGCGGUACCUGCAACCGGCUGCGGAUUACCAGCGAUGGGAACUUGAAGGUCUGUUUGUUUGGAAAUGCCGAGGUAUCACUCCGAGAUAUCAUCCGCAAAGAGAAUGACGGACAGCCCAUCGAUGAAGACGCAGCCAAACAACUGCAACUCAUGGAGACGGUGCAGAAUGCGGCUCGGCUGAGCGAUGAGGGAGCCUUGGUCAACGAGCGCGAGCUUGAGAUUCUCAACAUCAUCGGCAUGGCUGUGAAGCGCAAGAAGGCCAAGCAUGCAGGCAUGGGCCAGUUGGAAAAUAUGAAGAACCGGCCCAUGAUUCUUAUCGGUGGGUAG
This is a messenger RNA of Penicillium canariense, 1305 nucleotides long. RefSeq lists its product as uncharacterized. Lineage: Eukaryota; Fungi; Ascomycota; Eurotiomycetes; Eurotiales; Aspergillaceae. Gene Ontology annotation, biological process: Mo-molybdopterin cofactor biosynthetic process. Gene Ontology annotation, molecular function: cyclic pyranopterin monophosphate synthase activity; 4 iron, 4 sulfur cluster binding; GTP 3',8'-cyclase activity. The record is from RefSeq and is a predicted model, not a curated record. Bases 1 to 1305 code for a protein of 434 amino acids. The transcript has a single exon.